AUGAUGACGAGCCUGUCAACCGAGUACUAUCAACUCCUCCUCUCGCAAGGGCUCUGCUCAGCCAUUGGCGUCUCAAUGAUCUUUCAGCCGUCCGUCUCCUGUGCCGCCGGCUGGUUCACCAAGAACCGCGGCGCCGCGUUCGGCAUCCUCUUCACGGGCUCGAGCAUCGGCGGCAUCGUCCUCCCCGUCAUGGUCACCCAUUUGAUCCGCACAACGGGGUUCGGAUGGGCGAUGCGCACCUGCGCAUUUGUCAUGCUGAUUCUCCUGAUAAUCACCAACCUAACCGUGCACCCCUUCACCCCGCCAAAACCGCGCAGCGUCACACGCACCGAGCUCGUGAAACCCCUCAAGGAGCCGCAAUUCCUCCUCUUCAUGAUCGGCAUGUUCAUCUUCACAUACGGCUUCUACCCGCCGAUCAACUACCUCCCCGUGCAGGCGCUCGAGGCAGGCAUGUCCGCGGACCUCGUCGACUACCUCGUCCCGAUCCUGAACGCCGGCUCGCUCUUCGGCCGCCUCUCCGCAGGCGUCCUCGGCGACCGGAUCGGCCGCUUCAACAUCUUCAUCGUCGUCUGCUACCUCUCUGCAGCGAGCAUCCUCGCCCUCUGGCUGCCAGACUCGUCAACGCCAGCCCUGAUCGCAUUCAGCGUGCUUUUUGGGUUUUUCUCUGGAGCGUACGUGUCGCUGCUCACGCCGCUGAUACUGCAGAUCUCGCCGAUGGCUGAGCUCGGGUUUCGCACGGGGAUUGUGCUUCUUGCGACGGCUGUUGGUGGACUCACGACGAAUCCGAUCAACGGGGCGAUUGUGGAUGGGCCUGGGGGCUGGGUUGGGUUGAAGGUUUUUGCGGGUGUUUUUGCGGUCGUCGGGACGAGUUUUGUCGUGCUUGCGAGGGUGAAAGCGACGGGGUGGAGGGUUUUUGCUAGAUAUUAA
This is a messenger RNA of Aspergillus calidoustus, 927 nucleotides long. The record is from the annotation of a GenBank genome assembly. Lineage: Eukaryota; Fungi; Ascomycota; Eurotiomycetes; Eurotiales; Aspergillaceae.